AGGCUUUCGUUGGCGAUAAGACAAUGGCCUCUCGUAGUAUUUGCAAAGAAACAUAACCUCUGAUACAGACUUGAACACGACUAGAUGUAAUUAAUGUUAGUUCACCGAUUUUUUACGGGCAAAAGCCGUCAUUCCACACUCAAGCACUCCAAGGUGCUGGUCUACUUCAUAUGUUUAUUUGUAAUUGGGCUCUCGUACCAAUCGCUCGGGUCCAGAGAGUUGUCAAGCCAAUCUCUCACGAUGUCAACCAAUAUUGUCUUCACUAGCGAAACUAAAAUUUGCAUUUAAAAUCCUUCUUUGCAACUAGUCUUUGCAACAAGUAUUGAUAGCUGCUGCCAGUUAUCAACACGAAACGCGACUAACAAAUAAAGAUGCAAAAUUGCAGC
Molecule: messenger RNA, 386 nt
Organism: Hyphopichia burtonii NRRL Y-1933
Lineage: Eukaryota; Fungi; Ascomycota; Pichiomycetes; Serinales; Debaryomycetaceae
Exons: 1
Coding region: 94-288 (64 amino acids)
Source: RefSeq, a predicted model, not a curated record